Dipodomys ordii (Ord's kangaroo rat) is the source of this 5938-nucleotide messenger RNA. It is a transcript of the gene Itgb4, whose product is annotated as integrin, beta 4. The record is from RefSeq and is a predicted model, not a curated record. The coding region runs from base 1 to 5649 and encodes 1882 amino acids. Gene Ontology annotation, cellular component: cell surface; focal adhesion; membrane. Gene Ontology annotation, biological process: integrin-mediated signaling pathway; hemidesmosome assembly; cell communication. NCBI's taxonomy places the organism in Eukaryota, Metazoa, Chordata, Mammalia, Rodentia, Heteromyidae. Gene Ontology annotation, molecular function: integrin binding. The transcript has 40 exons.
AUGGCAGGGCUGCAUCCCAUCCCAUGGACCAUGGUGCUUUUGGCAGCUCUGCUAAGCAUCAGCCUUCCUGGGGGCAUGGCCAAUCGAUGCAAGAAGGCUCAGGUGAAGAGCUGCACUGAGUGCAUCCGAGUGGACAAGGACUGUGCCUACUGUGCAGAUGAGAUGUUCAAGGAGCGACGUUGCAACACCCAAAAGGAGCUGCUGGCCGCGGGCUGCCGGCUGGAGAGUGUGGUGGUCAUGGAAAGCAGCCUAGAGAUCACAGAGGCCACACAGAUCGACACCGCCUUGCGCCGUAGCCAGGUGUACCCCCAGCGCCUGCAAGCGCGGCUGCGGCCUGGUGAAGAGCGGCACUUUGAGUUUGAGGUGUUCGAGCCUCUGGAGAGCCCCGUGGAUCUCUAUAUCCUCAUGGACUUCUCCAACUCCAUGUCUGAUGAUCUGGACAAUCUCAAACAGAUGGGCCAGAACCUAGCCAAGAUCCUGAGACAGCUCACCAGUGAUUACACUAUUGGAUUUGGCAAGUUUGUGGACAAAGUCAGCGUCCCUCAGACAGACAUGAGACCUGAAAAGCUGAAGGAGCCAUGGCCCAACAGUGACCCUCCCUUCUCCUUCAAGAAUGUCAUCAGCCUGACAGAUGAUGUGAAGGAAUUCUGGGAUAAACUGCAAGGAGAGCGGAUCUCAGGCAACCUGGACGCUCCCGAGGGCGGCUUUGACGCCAUCCUGCAGACAGCCGUGUGCACAAGGGCCAUUGGCUGGCGCCCAGAUAGCACCCACCUGCUGGUGUUCUCCACUGAGUCUGCCUUCCACUAUGAGGCUGAUGGUGCCAACGUGCUGGCUGGCAUCAUGAACCGCAAUGAUGAGAAAUGCCAUCUGGAUGACACGGGCACCUACAUCCAGUACAAGACCCAGGACUACCCAUCAGUGCCCACGCUUGUGCGCCUGCUCGCCAAGCACAACAUUAUCCCCAUCUUUGCCGUCACCAACUACUCCUACAGCUACUAUGAGAAGCUUCAUACAUAUUUCCCGGUCUCCUCGCUGGGGGUGCUGCAGGAGGACUCAUCCAACAUCGUGGACCUGCUGGAGGAGGCCUUCUACCGCAUUCGCUCCAACCUGGAUAUCCGGGCAUUGGACAGCCCCCGAGGCCUGCGGACAGAGGUCACCUCUAAGAUGUUCCAAAAGACCAAGACCGGGUCCUUUCACAUCAGGAGGGGGGAAGUGGGCACGUACGACGUGCAGCUGCGGGCCGUGGAAGACGUGGAUGGCACACACGUGUGCCAGCUGGCAGACGACGACCAGAGGGGCAACAUCCACCUAAAGCCCUCCUUCUCUGACGGCCUCCAGAUGGACGUGGACAUCAUCUGUGAUGUGUGCGCCUGUGAGCUGCAAAAAGAAGUGCGAUCCGCUCGCUGCCACUUUCAAGGAGACUUCAUGUGCGGACAUUGCGUGUGCAAUGAGGGCUGGAGCGGCAAGACUUGCAACUGCUCCACGGGCUCACUGAGCGACACGCAGCCCUGUCUGCGGGAGGGCGAGGACAGGCCGUGCUCGGGCCGAGGAGAGUGCCAGUGCGGCCGCUGUGUGUGCUACGGCGAAGGCCGCUACGAGGGCCACUUCUGCGAGUAUGACAACUUCCAGUGUCCCCGCACCUCCGGCUUCCUCUGCAAUGACCGGGGACGUUGCUCCAUGGGCCAGUGUGUGUGUGAGCCUGGCUGGACAGGCGCAAGCUGUGACUGUCCCCUUAGUAACGCCACGUGCAUUGACAGUAAUGGGGGCAUCUGUAAUGGACGAGGCUACUGUGAGUGUGGCCGCUGCCACUGCAACCAGCAGUCGCUCUACACGGACACCACCUGCGAGAUCAACUACUCCGCGAUCCGCCUGGGCCUCUGCGAGGAUCUGCGCUCCUGCGUACAGUGCCAGGCCUGGGGCACUGGGGAGAAGAAGGGGCGCACAUGCCAGGAGUGUAGCUUCAAGGUCAAGAUGGUAGAUGAGCUUAAGAAAGCAGAGGAGGUGGUGGAGUACUGCUCGUUCCGAGAUGAGGAUGAUGACUGCACGUACAGCUACACGGUGGAAGGCGACGGGAGCCCAGGCCCCAACAGCACGGUCCUGGUCCACAGGAAGAAGGACUGUCCCCCUGGCUUCUUCUGGGGCCUCAUCCUCCCUCUCAUCUUGCUCCUGCCGCUCUUGGCACUGCUGCUGCUGCUCUGCUGGAAGUACUGUGCCUGCUGCAAGGCCUGCCUGGCACUUCUCCCUUGCUGUAACCGAGGCCACAUGGUGGGCUUUAAGGAAGACCACUACAUGCUGCGGGAGAACCUCAUGGCCUCAGACCACCUGGACACGCCCAUGCUGCGCAGCGGGAACCUGAAGGGGCGGGACACAGUCCGCUGGAAGAUCACCAACAACGUGCAGCGGCCUGGCUUUGCCACGCACGCCGCCAGCUCCAACCCCGCAGAGCUGGUGCCCUACGGACUGUCCCUGCGCCUCACUCGCCUCUGCACAGAGAACCUGAUGAAGCCUGGCACCCGAGAGUGUGACCAGCUGCGCCGGGAGGUGGAGGAGAAUCUGAAUGAAGUGUACAGGCAAGUUUCAGGCGCACAAAAGCUCCAGCAGACCAAGUUCCGGCAGCAGCCAAAUGCCGGAAAAAAGCAAGACCACACCAUUGUGGACACGGUCCUGAUGGCUCCUCGCUCAGCCAAGCAAACCCUGCUGAAACUGACAGAGAAGCAGGUGGAGCAGCGAGCCUUCCACGAGCUCAAGGUGGCCCCCGGCUACUACACCCUCACCGCAGAGCAAGACGCCCGGGGCAUGGUGGAGUUCCAGGAGGGGGUGGAGCUGGUGGACGUGCGGGUGCCCCUCUUCAUCCGGCCUGAGGAUGACGAUGAGAAGCAGCUGCUGGUGGAGGCCAUCGAUGUCCCCGUGGGCACGGCCACCCUCGGUCGCCGCCUGGUAAACAUCACCAUCAUCAAGGAGCAAGCCAGCGGAGUGGUAUCCUUUGAGCGACCCGAGUACUCGGUCAGCCGCGGAGAGCAGGUGGCCCGCAUCCCCGUCACCCGGCGCAUCCUGGACAACGGCAAAUCCCAGGUGUCCUACCGCACCCAGGACAGCACGGCUCAGGGGAACCGGGACUAUGUCCCUAUGGAGGGUGAGCUGCUCUUCCACCCCGGGGAGACCUGGAAGGAGCUUCAGGUGAAGCUCUUGGAGCUGCAGGAAGUCGACUCUCUCCUGCGAGGCCGCCAGAUCCGCCAGUUCCACAUCCAGCUCAGCAACCCCAAAUUUGGAGCCCGCCUGGGCCAACCCCACGUAGCCACUGUCAUCAUUGGAGAGAGAGAUGAACUGGACCGCAACUUCAUAAGUCAGACGCUGUCGUCACUGCCGCCCUCUGGAGGUGACCCGGGCGCUCCCCAGAAUCCCAACGCCAAGGCCGCCGGGUCCAGGAAGAUCCAUUUCAACUGGCUGCCCCCUCCUGGCAAGCCUUUGGGGUACCGGGUGAAGUACUGGAUCCAGGGUGACCCCGAGUCAGAAGCCCACCUGAUCGACAGCAAGGUGCCCUCGGUGGAGCUCACCAACUUGUACCCCUACUGCGACUAUGAGAUGAGGGUGUGUGCUUACGGGUCUCAGGGUGAGGGGCCCUACAGCACCCUGGUGUCCUGCCGCACCCACCAGGAAGUGCCCAGCGAGCCGGGGCGUCUGGCCUUCAACGUGGUGUCUUCCACGGUGACCCAGCUCAGCUGGGCCGAGCCUGCUGAGACCAAUGGCGACAUCACAGCCUACGAGGUCUGCUAUGGCCUGGUCAACGAGGACAACCGACCCAUAGGGCCCAUGAAGAAGGUGCUGGUGGACAACCCCAAGAAACGGAUGCUGCUCAUUGAGAACUUGCGAGAAUCUCAGCCAUACCGCUACACGGUGAAGGCGCGCAACGGGGCAGGCUGGGGGCCCGAGCGGGAGGCCAUCAUCAACCUGGCCACUCAGCCCAAGAGGCCCAUGUCCAUCCCCAUCAUCCCAGACAUCCCCAUCGUGGACGCCCAGGGCGGGGAAGACUACGAGAACUACCUCAUGUACAGCGACGAUGUGCUGCGCUCCCCAGCCAGCAGCCAGAGGCCCAGCGUCUCCGAUGACACUGGCGGCGGCGGCAGCGGCUGGAAGCUGGAGCCCCUGCCGGGGGAGGAGCUGGACCUGCGGCGCGUCACGUGGCGGCUGCCCCCGGAGCUCAUCCCGCGCCUGUCGGCCAGCAGCGGGCGCUCGGACGACGAAGGCGCCACGGGCAGCAGGGACCCUGAGGGCGGAGGGGGGCGCUGCACGACGCCCAGGCCUCCCGGAGAGCACCUGGUGAACGGCCGGAUGGACUUCGCCUUCCCUGGCAGUGCCAACUCCCUGCACAGGAUGACGGCAGCCAACGCCGCCUACGGCACCCACCUGAGUCCACACCUGUCUCACCGUAUGCUGAGCACAUCCUCCACCCUCACCCGAGACUACCACUCGCUGACCCGCACUGAACACUCGGCCACGCUGCCCCGGGACUACUCCACACUCACCUCCCUGUCCUCCCAGGGCCUCCCUCCCAUCUGGGAAGAAGGGAGGAGCAGGCUCCCGCUGUCCUGGGCGCUGGGGUCCUGGAGUCGAGCUCAGAGGAAGGGGCUCUCCCCCUCCAGGGGCUCCCAAGACUCUAUAAUCCUGGCUGGGCAGUCAGCAGUGCCCUCCUGGCACCCAGACUCUAGGGCAGCCGCGGUGGGCGGAGCAGCCGCGGUGGGCGGAGCAGCCGCGGUGGGCGUGCCCGACACACCCACACGCUUGGUGUUCUCAGCCCUGGGGCCGACAUCUCUGAAAGUGAGCUGGCAGGAGCCCCAGAGCGAGCGCAUGCUGCUGGGCUACAGCGUGGAGUACCAGCUGCUGAACGGCGGUGACCUGUACCGACUCAACAUCCCCAACCCGGGCCAAACUUCAGUGGUGGUGGAAGACCUCCUGCCCAACCACUCCUACGUGUUCCGAGUACGAGCUCAGAGCCAGGAGGGCUGGGGCCGGGAGCGCGAGGGUGUGAUCACCAUCGAAUCCCAGGUGCAUCCUCAGAGCCCUCUGUGCCCCCUGCCAGGUUCUGCCUUCACCCUGAGCACCCCCAGCGCCCCGGGCCCGCUGGUGUUCACAGCCCUCAGCCCCGACUCGCUGCAGCUGAGCUGGGAGCGGCCACGGAGGCCCAAUGGAGAUAUCCUGGGCUACCUGGUGACCUGUGAGAUGGCCCAGGGAGGAGGACCCGCCACCACCUUCCGGGUGGAUGGAGACAAUCUGGAGAGCCGGCUGACGGUGCCCGGCCUCAGCGAGAACGUGCCCUACAAGUUCAAGGUGCAGGCCCGGACAACAGAGGGCUUCGGGCCGGAGAGGGAGGGCAUCAUCACUAUUGAGUCCCAGGAUGGAGGCCCCUUCCCACAGCUGGGCAGCCACCCCGGGCUCUUGCAGCACCCGCUGCAGGGCGAGUUCAGCAGCAUCACCACCACGCACACCAGCACCACCGAGCCCUUCCUCAUGGAUGGACUGACACUGGGGUCACAGCGGCUGGAGGCGGGGGGUUCCCUCACCCGGCAUGUGACCCAGGAGUUUGUAAGCCGGACACUGACCACCAGUGGGACCCUCAACACCCAGGUGGACCAACAGUUCUUCCAAACCUGAUCCACCCAAUGUCCUCAGUGCCUUGGACCCUGGGGCCCCCUCCCUGCCUUUUCUCCCCACCCCACCCCCCGCAGCUACUUUACUCUUGGACCCCCAGUGGUCCAUCCAGCUGUAUGCUAAUCACAGAGGCAGAGGUGAGUCCUUUGAAAAUCAAUGAAGGGCCAGAGGACCUAGAAGGUUCUGGGCCCUUCUGGCUGCCCCCUGCCCUAGCAAAACCCCUUUGUAACCAAAGAGCUGGGACCAGCAGCACACCCAGGUUCCAGCCUUUGUGCUGCACUUAAUAAACCAC